AUGUCAAAACAAUUAUUUGAAAGAAUUUUAGAAAUCAACACUAAUGGAUAUUUAGAAAAUGGUUUAACUAGUAUUCAACGUCAAGAGAUAGUAUAUCCAUUUAUAUUUUUACCAGGCGAAAAAUCAAUGCAAAAUCCACCUUCUAAUUCAAAUAGAGAUAAUACAUUAAGCAAUAUAACAAGUUUAAUGGAUAAUAAAAAAACUGCUCAAUUCGCAAUUGUAAAUUCAAUGAGUGAUGAUGAUGACGACCAAAAGAUGCAACUUUUUAAAGAUUACAAAUUAAUACUAUGUCAAGCAUUGAAAAUUGUAGAAGAACAAGAUAAUAUUGGUAAUAAAAGAUGGGACAAGCAGUCAGACAAGUUUAAGGGAAUUAAAAGUUUAGUAACUGAUAUUGAUAAGUAUGAAAGACAGAUUACAAAUCCACACACAUUCACGAUAAACAUACAAUGUUUUUAG
This is a messenger RNA of Rhizophagus irregularis DAOM 181602=DAOM 197198, 456 nucleotides long. RefSeq lists its product as uncharacterized. Lineage: Eukaryota; Fungi; Glomeromycota; Glomeromycetes; Glomerales; Glomeraceae. The record is from RefSeq and is a predicted model, not a curated record.